GUAUUUUUUUAUCUAUCGAAGUAUGGACUAUUUACAUCUUUUACAUGGUGGCAAAUUAAUUUUAUUUCAAAUUUGUACCUGAUCGUAAUUAUUAACACUAGUUACUGUUAUAAUUGUUUUAAAUUUUUGUGUAUUGUUAUUAUUUUUUGUUAUAAGAAAAUGAGUACAUUUGAAAAAAUUAAAACAGUGUAUGUGUCUUCAGCUAUAAACAGCACACCAAAUUGCUUAGAUUGGGGUGUUAAUGGAUUGGUUAUUUAUGGUUCUUGUAACGCUAUUCAUUUAUAUGAUCCUCAAAUAACAAAUGAAUGUGACGGACGAAUUAUUUCUUCAUUUGUUGCACAUACAAAGCGUGUAAAUAGUGUUAAGUGGGUACAAAAUAUAGACAACUGUUGCCAACAAGACUUUGUUUCUUGUUCAACUGAUAAUACAGCUAUAUUGUGGGAAGAUAUUCUUCUUACAGGAUCUUAUAAAGCCUAUGAAAGACUAAUAGGACAUUCUGAUGUCGUUACAAUAAAUGAUGCCAUAAGACUUGCUAAUCAAACACUUAUUAUUGUAACUGCUGCUGGUGAUUGUACUGUUAAAGUUUGGAUUAAACACAAAAAUGAAAAUACAUCUCAAUGUGUUCAGACUAUUGAUUUUGAUAGUAUAUUAUGUUUGUCUCUAAAAAUUACAUUGUUACCCAACACAAAUUGUCUUCUAUUAGCAUGUGGUUUAUCAAAUAGCAAAAUACAGUUGUAUAUGAAUGAUUUUAGUAAUGGUGAUUCAGUGUUUGUUCCUAGCCAUUAUUUAAUAGGCCACGAAGAUUGGGUUCGUUCUUUAGAUUUUAUAUCUGAAGGUAAUUUAGGGAAUCUACUUCUAGCAAGUGGUUCUCAGGAUUCUGUAAUAAGAUUAUGGAGAUUUACAAUGGAAGAAAGUUAUAAUACUUGCAAAUCAAAUAAAGAAUUAGAUGAUACAUUAAAAUUAGAGAGUAAAACAUUUAAUGUGACUAAACAAGAUGGUUCUGACUGUAGUUAUGUGAUUCAAUCAGAAACUGUUAUAUCAGGGCAUGAUGGGUGGAUUUAUGGAGUGCACUGGAAACCUAAUUUUUGUACAGAGAAAAAAAUGGAGUUACUUUCAGUUUCUAUGGAUAAAACAUUGGCAGUUUGGGCCUAUGAUGAAAACAGCGGACUUUGGGUUGAUUUAAUAAGAUUAGGGGAAGUUGGCGGUAAUACAUUAGGGUUUUAUGGUGGGAAAUUUUCUCCUGAUGGCAAUAGUAUUUUAGCUCAGGGACACAAUGGAUCAUUUCAUCUAUGGACAAAAAAUAAUAAUGGCAGUUGGACUCCUGGAGUCACAAUUGGAGGUCAUUUUGGAUCCGUUGAGGAUAUUACUUGGGAUCCAGAAGGCAAAUAUAUUGUUUCUGUAAGUUCUGACCAAACUUCUAGAAUCCAUGCACAAUGGUUGAAAUCAAAACCAGUUGAAAAUGUACAUUCUUGCAAUUGGCAUGAAAUGGCACGACCUCAAGUUCAUGGAUAUAAUAUGUCUAGUGUUGCUAUGCUGUCGAGUUUAAGUUUUGUAUCUUCAGCUGAGGAAAAAGUUAUUAGAGCAUUUCAAGCACCUUACAACUUUUUAGAAAAUAUGAGUCAACUAUCUAAAAUUAAUUUUGACUCUGUCGAUAUCACAAAAUGUCCACUUGGUGCUUCUGUUCCAUCACUUGGGUUAUCAAAUAAAGCAGUGUCCGAAGAUGACUGUAAAAAUAAUACUAAUCAACCAAAAAAGAAAGAUUAUCCUGAACAUUAUUUUAUUCCUUUGUCUUUAAAUCAACCUCCUACUGAAGAAGAUUUAAUUCAAAAUACAUUAUGGCCUGAAAUUCAAAAACUUUAUGGUCAUGUUUAUGAAGUUUACUGUUUAGCAUCUUCGUCUAAUCAUAAAUGGUUAGCUUCAGCAGCAAAAGCAACAUCUUUAGAGCUGGCUUCUAUUAUAAUAUGGAAUACAGACAAUUUUCAACUGGUACAAAAGUUAGAAUCACAUAAUUUAACUGUGACUCAAUUGGCUUUUUCACCAGACAGUAAAAAUCUUCUCUCUGUUUCACGUGAUCGUACUUGGUCAUUAUUCGAAUAUGAUGUAAACACAAAUUUGUUUAUUAUCAAAAGUAAAUCAGAUAAACACACUGGUAUUCAUACAAGAAUAAUAUGGUGUUGUGCCUGGACUCAUGAUUCUAUAUACUUUGCAACUGGAUCCAGAGAUGGAAAAUUAGUAAUUUGGGGUCAAAAUGACCAAAGUGUUGACAGUAAAAUAACUUAUUGUGCCAAAACUAAUCCUUUAAUAGUAUCAGAAAAGAGUUUUACAGCUGUAGCCUUUGCUCCAACACUAAUUAGUGAAUGUAAAAAAACCUAUUUUUUGGCUGUUGGUGCUGAUUGUGGAAGUAUUAGUUUAUACAAAUGGAGUUUGGAAGAAAAAUCUGUUACACCUUGGCUUAAAAUUGCUGAUUUAAUCAAUGAAUUUGGACAUCAUUUAACAGUAAAAAGAAUUAAGUUUCAACCAUUACUGUGCAAGACUGAUUCAAGAUACAGAGAAGGUGUUCUACAAAUGGCAUCUUGUGGUGCAGACAUGAUGGUUAGAAUUUAUGAUAUAUUUUUAAAAGAUUUUCUUUAAUUGUAUUAUUAUGUAAAUUAAAUUAAUUUAACAGUUAAUCAAUUAUUGUUAUGUGUGUAUAUAUAUAUUAUGUAUGUCUCAAAUUAAUUAAAUAUUAAUAUACCAACUUUUUCAACAAAA
Aphis gossypii (cotton aphid) is the source of this 2751-nucleotide messenger RNA. RefSeq names its product elongator complex protein 2 (gene Elp2). Gene Ontology annotation, molecular function: protein binding. NCBI's taxonomy places the organism in Eukaryota, Metazoa, Arthropoda, Insecta, Hemiptera, Aphididae. The coding region runs from base 160 to 2631 and encodes 823 amino acids. Gene Ontology annotation, cellular component: elongator holoenzyme complex. The transcript has 12 exons. Gene Ontology annotation, biological process: tRNA wobble uridine modification. The record is from RefSeq and is a predicted model, not a curated record.